CGCGAACGACCAUAAGCAAACAGAAAUAAUUAAUAAUUACACAAAUAAAGCACAGUUAAUGAAUUUGUGGGGUUAAACGACCGCAGCGCUGUUUACACUUUUGACGCGCAAAUCACGGCGAAAACGCGCGUCGGAAAUCGCGAGUUACAUCGCUACGUCUCGCAGCGCGUCUGCAAAGUUCUUGGCCAACAAUUCACCACACACCGGAAGGCAGAGGAAGUGCAUGUACGCGGGCAUUUCCCUUUUCCAUUUGCAAACGUUACAUUUCGCCAGCGUUUGUGUGUUUUGUGGCAACGUUGCAUGUCAAAUUAUUAAACCACAUAUUACAUACAACAACAACAAUAGCAGCUAAGUGCAAGAAAACUUUUUGCAAAAUAAAGUUGUACCAAUCUGCCCCCAACGUCUGUCCACCGCAUACCACUAAAUGUACACCACAUACUGGCACUUUGUAUUUGCUGUAGCUGUUGUUGUUGCGAUUGUUAGCUGCUUCACCAACUCGCAUUGCUGAAGAUGAAGUCGGAAAAUUUCUUCACUGCCUUAGCUAACCUCAAUCAGGGCGCACGUCAGUCAUACGUUUCGCAACUGCUGAGCAGCGAUCACGUAACGCGUCGGCGCCGCUCAUCGUACGGCUAUUCGGAUAAGGAUAGUGUUUGUAGUUCGCGCAUCGGCGGCAAGCGGCAGCGUACAAGGCAAGCUCGGCACAUACCAAUGAAGUCGUCGAAGAGUGCGGCGCACAAGAAAUCUAAGCCGAUGGAUUACACAAACUAUGCAUAUAAUGAGGCCGUUAGCCGACUGAAGCUAAUGUUGGCCGAAUCAUAUGCCCCGCCCAGAGGAGGUGGCGCUGGUUCUACUGCUGGAGGCAACGGUGUUUCAGGGGCGUAUAUGCGGCACGUAAAUGAGGAUUCGACCGAUAACUACUCGGAUAAUUUGUCGGUCAUCGAACGUCCCGUCUAUUCGGAUAUCUCAAAGUAUUUGUCGCCAGCUCAGAAAUCACGCAUAAGUCCAGGCGCUCGCAGCAAGCCGAAACCUUACAAUGCUUUCUCAUCCUCUAAAGAGAACUUGACUCUACAAAUGCCCUAUGCGGCCAGCACUACGACAGCAACAGCACCACUCGAUUAUUAUACGCCCAAAACCACACAGCAACCGGUCACUGAUAGCGUCCACGCGCCUGUAGAGAUUUUCAAUUUCAUUGAAAAACAGGAGGACUAUAUAGAGCAACUAGAGAAAGAGUCCAAAUACUGCCGCAACGAGUUAAGUAAUUUGCUUGGUAAAGUCAAAGACGUCAUCAACGAGAAUACGCACCUCACGGAGACCGCACGUUCCGAGUUAGCCGCACUGGGUGGUGUCGAUAAGACACUACCCACAACGAGUCCUUCUUCAGAUAGCGACGACCAACAGCAUUAUAAAAAGAAGUCUACUACUACGCCACGCAGCAAGAAAGAUAACGCGUCUACCGUGAAGUCACCACGUUAUGCAUCGGCACCGAAUAUUGUCUAUGAAGCGCGCAUAAGCGAGCUCGAGGCGGAGCUUAUGCAAGCUAACAUUGAUCUGAAACGUUUGAAGACGGAAAACGAAGAACUCAAACGCAAAUUGGCCCACGUUGACCCACUAGUGCUAGCUGGUGCCCAUACACACGCUCCUGCAGGUAGUGCGUCCACCACCAACUGUGACACGCAUCGCAAGCAAAUCGAGCAACUACAACAGGAGAAGCAUGCGCUGGAAGACAGUGUACGCCAGCUACAGAAACUUUUAGAUGAUGCCAAGUCACAGCAGUAUACAAGCGCUUCGUCGAAGCGCUACAUAAAUGAUCUUGUGCAAAUGGAGCGUGCUCAAGCCGAGCUGGAGGUGAAGCAUCUGCGUGAGGAGCUCGAUCGGCAGCACGAACGUGUACGCGAACUGCAACAUGAGAUGGCGCGUCGUAUUGCAGACGAACGUGCCACUGCCGAGCGACGCUACAACACGCAGGUCGAUCAAUUGGGUGGCGAUCUGAGCAGUCAGUGGGAGCAGGUGGCCAAAUUGCAGUUGGAUUUAGAGCGUGAAAAACGCUAUGCAAAUGACAUGAAGCGUGAUCUCUCGAAUCGUAAUGCGCAAAUCGAAGAGUUGAAGAUGGAGUUGCGUUCCAAUCGCAACACCUUCCUCGCCGAUAUGGCGCAAGUGAAUGCGGAGAAACAAUCGUUGGAACAAGAGAUCACUGCAUUGCGACUGCAAUUGGAUCGUGCGGCGCGUGAGGCGAAAACCGAAGCGACGCGUCUGACCGCCGAGAUAACAUCGUUGCGACAGCGUUUGGAUCGUGGCGAUGCCGAUUUAUUGCAUUCCAAGCGUGAAGUACUGCGUCUCAAUGAUGAGAUUGCUAAUUUGGAGAAGGAGUUAGCAUAUGGUGAAAUGAAAAAUGAAAUUCGUCCCACCAAAAAGGAUUUAGACAAACGUAUCUCCGAAAUGCAGGACAAGCAUGCCGAAACGGUAAAUGAACUUGAGGAUAUGAUACAGAGUCAGAAGCAACUCAUGGAUAAAUUAACUAGCGAAUGCAAAACGUUGACCAGUAAACUCGAGGACACAACUCUUAAACACAAAACGGAAAUAUCAACUUUACAAUCGAAUGUAGAAUAUUUAAGCAAUCGCAUGCUAAACAGCGAGCGCAUUGGGAAGUUGGACAGUAAUCCAAUUUCCUACGGUAAUCUACCAGGCGCCAAAGCCACUCUCGACUACAAGCCGUCCACAUUUGGUACAGCCGACACCACACGCACCGCUACUGAUGACUACACCAAGCCCUCUCCGUAUAAUUACGAGUCCCUACUCGGUAAAUCCGGUUCUUCCGACAUCUAUGGCAGCACCGCUACCACUGCAAACAGCAGUAAUGCCACACCUGUUACAACCACUGCCAGUUCCAUGCACAACAAGCCCACAUAUGAGUCAACAACCAAUGAUAGCAAUGACGCUCUCAAUGACUACAAAUCCAGUUACAACAACAAGUACGGUCUCAACGAUCCCGAUGACGAAAAUAUCAAAGACAAUUUGGGAGAAGGCGAAAAGCGUCGAAUCAGCAACGAAGCCAUCGGCGGUAGCGCGAGUAUCUCAGCAGUCCCAAGCACCAUUGACACAACCAAGUCCGACUACGACUACACCAAAGAAUAUGACAAAGAUUACACAAAAGACUACAGCAAAGACUAUGACAAGGAUUAUACCAAGGACUAUACCGCCGGCGAGAUCAAUACCGUCACCGCCGGGGCAGACAUAUCGGGCAGCAGCACCGAUCCUAACGUGGUCGCUCCCAGCACCAGCAAUGACUACAAUACCGACUAUAGCGGCUACGAGGGUUACGGACAACAGCAAUAUGAUGGCAGUGGAUACGAUGUCUCCGGCUACGAUCAGUCAGCGUAUGAUGGCAGUCAGCAGCAAUACGCUGACGCCGGACAAUACGAUACAACUGGGCAGAGCGGCUACGACACCAGUGGCGGACAAGGAGGUUAUGGUGACUACACAGCUACCGAUUACGAUCAGUCCGCAUAUCAGUAUGACGGCACAGCCACUUUGGGCGCCGGUGUCGAAGGAGCAACAACUUCAGCAGCACCCAGCGUUAACACUGGAGAUAUCAACACAACAACAACAACUCCCGCUAGUCAAACAGCAGCAUCAAACAGUCCAACAUCAGCGACACCUGCCAGUGGAGUCGCCACGAGCAUUGCUGGCCGCUCAACAACGGAGAGCCGCAAUCAACCGCGAACGGGCAGUGGCGCUGUGGGGCCAGGAAGUGCCGGUAGCAGCGGAUCAGUCGGCGGAGGAAAAUCCAAUUUGUCACAACAGCCUACCACGUCCGCAACCAAAAAGUAGUUGCGCAGAAUGGGUGGCCGGCAGUGUAUGUAGUUCCAACGAGCUCUGCGAUCCCUUCGAGUUGGAAUUUAGCAUAAGUAGUCCGAGUUUGAUUCGUUCCUUCGGUUCGGGUCCAUGCACUGAAGUGGAAGACAAUGCUGAUUUUGAUUCGAUCUCGGAAAUGAGCAUUUCACCAGCACAAACGGCCAUUAGACGCAUAACGAGUACAGGCACUUUAGAAAAUGCAGUUAAUAUGAACAUUGUUAGUGAAGAUAAGGGCGUUAAUUAGGUUGGUUAA
Zeugodacus cucurbitae (melon fly) is the source of this 4105-nucleotide messenger RNA. Its product is annotated as serologically defined colon cancer antigen 8 homolog. Bases 511 to 3828 code for a protein of 1105 amino acids. The transcript is spliced from 7 exons. NCBI's taxonomy places the organism in Eukaryota, Metazoa, Arthropoda, Insecta, Diptera, Tephritidae. Gene Ontology annotation, biological process: establishment of cell polarity; centrosome cycle; neuron migration. The record is from RefSeq and is a predicted model, not a curated record. Gene Ontology annotation, cellular component: centrosome; centriole.